ACAAAUAUUUGAUAGGAUUGCAGACAAUCUGUGUCAAAAUUGGCAUAAGUAAUUCUGUAAGUAGAAUUUUGACACAUUAAGCAUUUUACGACGUAAAUAAUAUUCAGUAUCGUAUUUCACAUAUGUUUUAUGUAUAAUUUAUUUCACAUACAUAUGCUAUUCGCUAGAGCGAAUAAAAAUGCGAUAAAAAUUUUAUCUCGAUGGAUGUUCGCGAGACAAGGAGCAACGAGACGAAAGAAUUCGAUACGAUGGAAGAAGGAAGAAAAACGAACUGGGAAGAAGGAGAGAGAAAAAAGCGGGCGGGAGAUAUUUAAUUGGUUUUCCGUGCCCGUGCGUGGGAUCUGGCGGGCCGAUGUACCCGGGCGUACUGAAGGAGGCGCCAUCAUCAACGAGCCCAGUUUAUGAGGUUACUGUCAUUGUCAUCGGUGUCGCAGACGUAGCGACGUAGGUUCUCGUUACGAGCCGUCAUCCGUCACCGCGUCCUCCUCGGUCGGCGAUGAUGGAGCGUGCUUACUCGCUGCUGCUGCAUCGCCGCAUAUGAUUCAUAGGGCUCGUGGGCCCUCUCGAGGAGACUUCUGCCUUCAGGAUUAGAAGAUAGAUCAGAAUUUAUACCUGGAGAUGUUGGAAGUUGGUUUGCGUGUCGUCCGUGGUCAAGAUUGGAAAUGGGACGAUCAGGAUGGCGGCGAAGGUCACGCCGGAACGAUAGUGGAAAUCGGGAAGCCACCUUCCAUGGUAGGAAGCUCGGCCUCUAGUCCGAAUCCCACCGAUCGAACACCGGACAAGACGGUCAUUAUUCAAUGGGACCAUGGUGCCAGGAGUAAUUACAGGAUCGGUUACCAAGGAGCUUACGAUCUGUUGAUGUUCGAUAACGCGGCUGCCGGAGUCAAGCAUUCCAACAUUAUCUGCGAUGGUUGCAAGAGGCACGGGAUAAUUGGUAUCAGGUGGAAGUGUUCCCAGUGCUUCGAUUAUGAUCUCUGCACUCAGUGCUAUAUGGCUGAUGUGCACGAGUUGACUCAUACAUUUCAGAGAUUUCAAACAGCCAAUUCUGUGGGGAUCCAACUAGGGCCGAGGGAAGGAUGCACCAAAAUAUCUUUAAAGGGAAUUUUUAUAGGAGCGAAAGUCAUUCGCGGACCGGAUUGGGAGUGGGGGGAUCAGGAUGGCGGCCGUGGAAAGACUGGCAGAGUCAUGGAUAUACGCGGUUGGGAUAAUGAGAGCAGUCGUUCUGUCGCGACCGUCACAUGGUCCACGGGUAGCACCAAUGUUUAUCGAUUAGGUUACAAAGGUUGCGUGGAUUUAUGUUACGUGGAGGAGGCUACUGCUGGUACCUAUUACAAGGAGCACCUUCCGUUGCUCGGCCAACCGGUCUUAACUAUACCAGACAACGGAAAUAGUUCGACAUCUACAAAAAGCGGUGUCUCCAGCUCGUCUAGUCCACACCAUUUAACGUUUAAUGUUGGUGACAAAGUGAAAGUACUAAUUGAGGUCGAUAUAUUAAAGGAAAUGCAAGACGGUCAUGGUGGUUGGAAUCCGCGUAUGGCUGAAUACAUAGGAAAGAUUGGCACGGUGCAUCGAAUUACAGACAAAGGAGAUAUUCGCGUGCAAUACGAAGGCUGCAACAAUAGAUGGACUUUCCAUCCGGGCGCUUUAACGAAAGUCCCCGCUAAGGGUGCGUUCUCUCUCGGUGACAUUGUACGUGUAAAGAGCGAUUUAGCCGCCGUCAAACAGUAUCAAAUUGGUCACGGUGAAUGGACAGAUAUUAUGAAAAAUGCCCUAGGAAAGACUGGGAAGAUAAUCAAAAUAUACCCGGACGGUGACUUACGUGUGGCACUAGACGGUCCUACGUGGACAUUUAAUCCGCUAAGUGUCGUUCCUGUACCUUCUGGCACGAAUGUUAUGACUGCUGCACACGAUAACGCGAAUAGGUUUAAAGAUCGUUCAGUUGAAGGUACUGAUAGCGAAGUGGAGAAACUGUUGAGAGAUGCGGCUAAGGGCGAGGCCGGCGUAGCUUCAGUGCGAGAGUUUCUCAAAAAGUACCCUGGCAAAGUGGACGCGCGCGCUCCCGGCGGUGGCAGGAAAACAUGUCUGCAAGUGGCCGCGCAUCAGGGUCAGCGCGAACUUUGCAAUCUUCUUUUGGACGCCGGCGCCUCUCUACGUGCGAUUGACGAGGACGGUGAUACGCCUUUACAUUACGCAGCAUUUGGCAAUCAGCCGGAGAUAAUGGAACUGUUGUUAUCACGAGGCGCGGCUAUCAAUGCCGUCAACAAUGGUAGAUGCAGCGCGCUACAUGUAGCGGUUAACAAACAACACGCGCAAUGCGUGAGAGUGCUCUUGCGUCAUCAUUGCGAUGUCAAUCUGCAAGACUCAUAUGCUGAUACGGCGUUGCACGAUGCAAUCGGAAAGGAUGCCCUAGACGUGAUCGACGCGUUAUGUGCUUGUGAAAGAGUAGACUUCACUCUUCGAAACAAACGGGGCUUCAACGUUCUACAUCAUGCUGCGCUCAAAGGCAAUGCUCAUGCAACAGAGAGGCUAGUCGCUCGCGCACGUAAUUUAGUGGACACGAAGAAGGAGGAUGGAUUUGCAGCGUUGCAUUUGGCGGCGUUGAAUGGACACAGAGAGGUCGCGGCUAUUCUCCUCUCGCAGAAUGGCGGCCGCGCCAAGGUCGAUCUACGCAACAAACGACGACAAACUCCGUUGCACUUGGCUACCUCGCAGGGACACUGGUCAAUUGUCGAACUGCUGGUGCAUACUGGUGCGGAUGUCGGCAGCGCUGACGAGGAUGGUGACACCGUGCUGCACAUUGCAAUAGCAAAGAGCCCGAAUCAACAAACUGCCGUGCCCUCGCCGGAGAGUAGCCGGGAUUCGCCGCUUAUAUACGCGAUUUGGCAGAAUUUGGCGAGGCAAAGCGCAAAGUCUGAAUUAGCACUAGCUUGUUUUCUUGUAAGUAUGGACAGAAGCUGUAAACUCCUCGAACAAGUCAAAAACAACAAGGACAAGACGCCGCUCGAUCUUUUGGAAGGCAAUCCGGAAGCCGCUCUGCUCAUCGAUCUUCUACGAUCCUACAAAUACCAAAGUCAUAGCACGCAAUUAGAAAUAGAGAAUAAUCCACCGAAUAAUUACGUAGAACCAUCUACGUAUCGGAUAGAUAAUACGUCACAAUUGGAAGAAUUGCGUGGCGCUAGAAAAAGUAUAUCCGGUUCCGGCGACGCUGCGGAAUGUCGGGAUUGCUCAGGUAUCGUAACGGGUACAAAGCAAGAGAGCCGACUCGAUCCCAGUAGUAGCGUCACACUUGGUUGUGCACGUUGCGGUCAUACCAUCGUCAAAACGCAAAUGAUUCAAGAUGGUCAGCUGGCAACAGGUGAGGUAUCAAUAGCUAAUUCGGAAGAGAAAUCAAAAAAUGUUUCGUCGGAAGGGAAACAGAAGGAAGAGAUCAGCGAUAGGGAAAGGGAAAAGGAAAAAGAUAAAGACUUGGAGCGAUUACGUUAUCUGGAAACUAGAGUCGCGGAUCUCGAGGAGGCGAACAUGUGCAGCAUCUGUAUGGAACGUCGUCGUAAUGUCGCUUUCCUUUGCGGUCACGGUGCCUGCGAACAUUGCGCCGCCCCGUUAAAGACCUGUCACAUGUGUCGCAAGACGAUCACAAAGAAGAUUAAUCUGUAUUAAAUAAAUUCAACGACCAAACGUUUAUAUACCGGAGAAUAAUAACGUUCGAUUUUUCGAAAGGUAUACAAUGUAUGUUCCGGGAGGAAGCAUCGAUACUUGGACCGGUAAUAAUUGUAAUAAUAAUUAUCGUGAAUAAGAUGGUUGUGAUAAACAUAUGUCUGACUUUAAACUAUUUGGCCGCUACACGCAACUCGAGGAAGGAGGCAUUCAGAAAAGAAGGUAGACAUAGAAAUUUUUUUCUAACAUGUAAAAAAUUCUGUGACCUUCUUUUCCGAAUGUUUUCUGUAGUAAAAUUUAGAUUUCUGUGACUACCUUCCAUAAAUACUAGAGAAAGAAAUCAGAGAAUUUUUUAAAAAGAUUAGAGUAGACACCCUGUUACUGUGAUCGAUGCUAUUACCUUCCAAGAUAUCGCGUAUCCAAAUGAUAUCAUUUUAAGGUAUUGUAUAUAUAAAUUUGUUCAAAUAAUGCAAAGAAAUGAUGAAUUUUGUCGACUGUGGUAUGUUGUAGCGUAAAAAAAUGUUCUUCAGUUGAUCGUAGCGAUGCGUGUGCAUUACGUUUCGUAUGCUGAAAAAAAGUUAAACUGCCAAAACACAUUUCUUUUCCGUAACAAUUCCAGCGUAAAAAAGCGAGUUUCAUUAUAUCGCGCCAACAUUGUGUCAAAUGAAGAAAGGCUUACGCGCAUCACGAGAUCCGCGUUCGCUCGGACACGAUAGCUUGAUUUUACGUUACCUUUUGUUGAUCUUUUUUCAGAGAUUAAUUAAGUAGAUUAAUUAAUAUAUUGAAGAUAUCUCAUAUCUCGGCAAACGACCGCGACAUAAAAUUGUUGUACGCUUUCCUUCCUCAUGAAUCGGCAUAUUGCCUAUACUUUAUCCCGUCCAUUUUUUAAUAUGUCCAUGUUUAAAGAGAGCGCGCGAUUAACGAGUACGAGAAAACGAGCUCUUCUCGAAUUUAGCUGAUGGAAAACAUCGUCGUUUUUUACGCGAUAAGAAUCAUAGAAAUUUGUAGAAAUAUUUGUGUAUAUAUCGCCACAUUAUUGCGAAAGGAUACCGUUUUAUAAAAGUACUCCAAGAUUUUCAGAUUGUGCGAGCUUUUGCUGUUUCACGCGCAAUAGAUGAGAAGAGAGGGGAAGCACAUUUAGAUCUAUUUAAUCUUAAAAUAUCGGAAAAGAUUUUGUGUUACUUCUUCCUCACUACAUAUGACAUAUUGUUCAAAUCUUGCGAAUCUCCUCCGAUGUUGCAAUGUGUACCCCCUUUCUCCUUUAUCGCAUCUUGCGUAUCGUUCGAUGAAUCUUUUUGGUAAAUAAGAUACAUUCAAAGAAGAUCCCUAGCCAAAUUUUUUAGAUAGAAUAAUUAUAUAUAAUUCUUAUUUGUAUAAAGUAUGCGACAAUGCAUGGAACCAAUUAAUUUUAAGCGCGCUUCCUCGAGCGAGAAGUCCUCCAAUUACGGAGAAAUAAAUCAAUUAAUUUUGAGCGGUUUUUUUUUCGUCUAUCAGUAUUAGAUAUCUUGCCUUUCUAUUCGACACAACGAAAAACUCGAACUCGAGGCGCAUAGUAAAUUCUAUUUAAUACGAAUAAGGUGUAAAGAUGUAUCACUAUAUAUCGGAACUGAGAUAAUCAAUCAAUUUUUUUAUAUCAGCUAACGUAAUUUCUACAUUAGUGAUCAAAGAAUUGAGAGGGAUUUUUUUUAUGAAUCAUGGUACUGGGGGAGAACAGGGUAACGCAUCGCGAAUUUUAUAUUCGUGACGAGAAAGGUACAAUUUUGCAAUAGUGUUGCAAUCUUUUGUCAAAAUGAUAUUAGCUUUCUUCUUUUUCUCUUUUCUUUUCUCCUUCUUUUUUUAUAAUAAUAGCUGUAUUGUCAUAUUUAGAUAUGUGCGGCGUAUAUACUACACAAAAAAUGUUAUAUUACGAUAGAAUAAUUUUUAAGCGAUAGAUUUCUACGCGAUUGUAAUUUACGACAUAUUUAAAUAAACAAAUUUACGAUAGAUAAACUUUAAUUUAAUUCUAUCAUAUUCCAUCCGUGUUUCUUUAAGCUUUAUGUUUCGCGUUGAAUAAAAAAAGUGAAAAAAUGUCCGUCAACUUUUUCACACCGUCGACUAAUUCUAUAGUUGAUGAAAAUAGAAAACAUAUAUAU
Molecule: messenger RNA, 5786 nt
Organism: Cataglyphis hispanica
Lineage: Eukaryota; Metazoa; Arthropoda; Insecta; Hymenoptera; Formicidae
Gene: mib2
Product: E3 ubiquitin-protein ligase MIB2
Exons: 12
Coding region: 619-3657 (1012 amino acids)
Biological process (GO): protein ubiquitination
Cellular component (GO): cytoplasm
Molecular function (GO): ubiquitin-protein transferase activity; zinc ion binding; protein binding
Source: RefSeq, a predicted model, not a curated record